AGCUUCUGGCUCAGGGGAACCUGCCGGCGCAGGGCUGGCGCGCUGCGGCCUGGCCCCUCGGCGGCGCAGGGGCGGCAGCAUGGAGGCCGCGACCGCCGCCAGCGCGCUCGAGGUGCUGCGGGGCAUGUGCCGCCAGUCCGAGGAGGCGCCCGAGGCCUUCUGCGCGGAGUACGCCGCCACCACCGCGCGGGCGGUGGAGCUGCUCGCGAGGAGCGAGGGCGACGCACUGCUGGUCGGGGCGGGCGGCGAGACCUGCCUGCACUACGCGGCGGGCUGCGGCUGCCUGGAGGCCUGCAGCUCCCUGCUGGGCCGCCGGGGCGCCCUGAACUUCCAGCAGGACGCCCUCGGCCAGACGCCGCUCUUCUGGGCGGCGCGGCGCGGCAUGGUGCAGACGGCGCAGCUGCUGCUCGCCCACGGCGCGGACCCGGACCACGCCGACCGCCAGGGCCUCACGCCGCUGCGCCUCGCGCGGCGCCUGGGCCUCCCGCGGCUCUGCCGGGCGCUGCGGGCGCACGGCGGGCCCGACGGCGGCGGCCGCGGGG
Messenger RNA from Prorocentrum cordatum, 542 nucleotides. Lineage: Eukaryota; Dinophyceae; Prorocentrales; Prorocentraceae. The record is from the annotation of a GenBank genome assembly.